AUGCCCAACAGCAGCCUGGCCCUGAGCGGCCUGGACGGGCUCUACAUCGGCACCGAGUGCCUGCUGGCCCUGUGCGCCACGCUGGGCAACGCCCUGGUGAUCUGGGCGGCGCGGCUGAACGCGGCUUUCCGCAACACCACGCUCUAUUUCAUCGCCUCCCUGGCGCUGGCCGACGCCGCCAUGGGGCUGCUGGUGAUGCCCCUGGCCAUCGUGGUGAGCCUGGGCACGGCCAUGCCCGCCUACGGCUGCCUCUUCGUGUGCUGCCUGAUGCUGGUGUUCAGCAACGCCUCCAUCCUGUCCCUGCUGGCCGUCGCCGUCGACAGGUACCUGCGCGUCAAGCUGCCCACCAGAUAUAAAACAAUCACCACAGAGAGGAGAGUGUGGUGGGCCCUGGGGCUGUGCUGGUGCCUGUCCCUGCUGGGAGGGCUGGUGCCCAUGUUCGGCUGGAACAAGGCCGGCCCCAGGAGCUCCAGCUUCCUCCGCUGCAGGUUCAUCUCCGUGAUGAGGAUGGAUUACAUGGUGUACUUCUGCUUCUUCCUGUGGACCCUCGUGCCCCUGCUCAUCAUGUGUGCUCUGUACGCCGAGGUCUUCUACAUCCUCCGCACCAAGCUCAGCCAAGGAGUCAGAGGGGCUGGGGCUUUCUACGGCCACGAGUUCAGGACAGCCAAGUCUCUUGCCCUUGUCCUCCUCCUGUUUGCAAUCUCCUGGCUGCCUCUGUGCACUAUAAACUGUGUUUUCUAUUUUCACCCUGACUCUCGGAUCCCCCCAUAUUUGAUUUACUUGGCGAUCCUCUUAUCCCAUGCCAACUCUGUCAUGAACCCCAUUGUCUAUGCCUACAAGAUAAAGAAGUUCAGAACCACGUACCUUUUCAUUUUAAGGACCUACAUCCUGUGCAAAAAACCAGAGCCAGCUCUUGCAGAGCAAACAACAGACCCAGAGUCAUAAACAGAGGCUGAAGCAGCCAGUGAGCACCAGGGCAUUGAUAAAGCACCUGGCUUUGCCAAGAAACUCCUGGGAAAUGCAGCAACCUGUGGGUCUGAGGCUGCUCUACAGCUCCAUGUGAAUAUAUGCCUCUAUGUAAUAUAAUUUCUAAACACAGAAGAUGGAAACUUUUUCUGAUUGGGGGUUUUGGGUUUUUUUAACACAAGGAUUGGAUGAGUUGAUUGAAAGAUAGGAUGUGUUCUUUGCUGUUCAUAAUCCAGCAGCUCACAAGCUCUCUGACCAUUCUUGUCUGUCCAUUCAGACUAAACUUGAGUCUGACCAGCUUGUGCUUCAGCCAGUGUUGUCACGUUUUCAUGAGUAAUAAUAAACAGUAGAUGGAUUUUAUAUUAAUUCUGCCUGCUGAGUCCUCCCAUGACCAAAAAAACCCUGCCCAGUUCCAGUCGAUGUCCUGCCUGGCAUGGCUCAGAAGUGGCAGCAGUUGUUACACCACAGCUGGCACUGCCCAUGGCUAGGGAACAUGGGUCAGACUGAAAAGAGGUUGUUAAGGGCCAGGCUCUUUUCUUUCUCCAUCUCCAAAUAACGGAGCCGGGGCCCUGCUGGGUGUGCGGGGCUGGAGCAGCGCAGGGCACCCGGGCAGCCCCAGCCCAGGCUGCUGCUGCCAUCAGGUGGCACCUCCAGCCCUGCUCUGACACUGCCAGCCCUGGAGCGUCAUCCCGUCCAUGCACAGGGAAUGAUUUUCACACCGCACUUAGAACACCGUGGGGAAAACACCUGCAUGAACAUUCCAGGGGAUUUUGGCUGUCACUCUCUGAUUGUGCAUUUCCUUCAUGGGAGCCAACCAGGAAGCACAGAUUUGCAUCCAAACGUUUCAUGAUCAUCACUUCAAUAACAGAAAAUAACUAAGCAGAACACUUGGCAAUCAAAAAAAAAAACCAGAAAA
This is a messenger RNA of Melozone crissalis (California towhee), 1882 nucleotides long. RefSeq names its product adenosine A3 receptor (gene ADORA3). Bases 1 to 945 code for a protein of 314 amino acids. Gene Ontology annotation, molecular function: G protein-coupled adenosine receptor activity. Gene Ontology annotation, cellular component: membrane; dendrite; synapse. The record is from RefSeq and is a predicted model, not a curated record. The transcript has 2 exons. Lineage: Eukaryota; Metazoa; Chordata; Aves; Passeriformes; Passerellidae. Gene Ontology annotation, biological process: G protein-coupled adenosine receptor signaling pathway.